AUGGCCAUUAGAAAAUCAAACAAGACUUCUCAGACCACAGUCCUCAAGCAAAUCCUCAAGAGAUGUUCCAGCUUAGGAAAGAAAAACGACUACGACCAUGAUGCUCUUCCUCUCGAUGUCCCCAAAGGCCAUUUCGCUGUCUACGUUGGAGAAAACAGAAGUAGAUACAUUGUCCCCAUCUCCUUUUUGACUCACCCCCAGUUUCAGUCCCUCCUUCGUCAAGCUGAGGAAGAGUUCGGCUUCGAUCACGAUAUGGGACUCACUAUUCCCUGCCAAGAAGUUGUUUUCCGCUCUCUAACUUCCACUUUACGAUGA
This is a messenger RNA of Sphenostylis stenocarpa, 315 nucleotides long. The record is from the annotation of a GenBank genome assembly. NCBI's taxonomy places the organism in Eukaryota, Viridiplantae, Streptophyta, Magnoliopsida, Fabales, Fabaceae.